GGGGUGCUCCCUCCGGCAGGGCCGUCUUGCGUUCCAUGCGCGCCGGUCAACGAUUCCAAGAUUCUCUUAUACUCCGCCGACUGCCGCACCCUUUUGAUUGCAUCAAAAGAGCGGGUUGGGAACUGCUCCGCCACGGCCUUAUUGGUUACAAUAAGGCCCAGUUCCACCAUGUUCUUCUCUACCCUCGCCAAGAGAACCUUUUCCUCGUGUACCCAGCGCGCUUUCUUCCUCUGCUCAGGCACGUGAUCUUUAUGGUAGGCCUCAGGGUGUGCGCGACGUCGAUGCUGCGAGACCCCCGCCUUGCCACGGAACUCACGACCGCAGUCCGGGCAUGGUAGGAGACCAGCACCUUCGGUCACCCUUCGAGCAGAUCGAGCGUCACUGGUAG
Molecule: messenger RNA, 388 nt
Organism: Porites lobata
Lineage: Eukaryota; Metazoa; Cnidaria; Anthozoa; Scleractinia; Poritidae
Source: the annotation of a GenBank genome assembly